Molecule: messenger RNA, 1539 nt
Organism: Scheffersomyces stipitis CBS 6054
Lineage: Eukaryota; Fungi; Ascomycota; Pichiomycetes; Serinales; Debaryomycetaceae
Exons: 3
Coding region: 1-1539 (512 amino acids)
Molecular function (GO): protein binding
Source: RefSeq, a predicted model, not a curated record
AUGGAUACGAUUCCCGUCUUUGGAUCCUCGGUUCAAGAGGCCGUACAGGCCACAGUUCGUCUCGGUAAACCACUCUUUGUCUUCUUAUCGGUGAACUCGGAAGAGAAUCUGGCUACGUUCCUCGAGCAGUUCUUCCACAGCCAGGAGGCAAUAGAUAGCGAAAUAGGACAACUUGUCACGGAGUCAUUUGUGACAUUGAAGCUUGUAGAAGACACGGUAGAGUUUGGCUAUUUCCAGCAGAUAUUUUCGAACUUGAUUGUUCCUAGCUUCUAUAUUAUCCAGAAUGGAAAAUUGCUAGACGUGAUUUCUGGAGAGACCACUGAAGCACAAUUUGUCGAAAAAGUAACCAAUGUAAUUAUAGCUGAAACAAACCAAAUCUCAACAGGUCCAGAAACAUCACAAACUGAUACAAAUGGUGCAAAUGCCGCUAAUAUUUCUAAUUCUUCCAUUUCAUCGGUUCCUGCUCCUAACACAGCCACACAAAUACAUUCAGAUCCAGUAUCAGAUACAUCUGCAACAAAUUCGACAGUCGCAAAUCCACAAUCAGCCCAUGACAGAACAGCUUCGGAGUACCAUAAACAAUAUCUAGCUUCUAGAAAGAAGCAGGAAGAAGAGAGACUCAGGCUUCGAGUACUCCUUCAGGCGGAUCAAAAAGAAAGACUCUCGAGACAAAGAGAGAUGGACGAAAUUCUUCAUGGUUCAGAAUCAACUUCUCCACAGCCCAAAUCACAAUCUCCAGCACACCCAGCACAACAUGAUGUGUGUUUUCUCUCAAUAAAGCUUUUCGAUGGAAGUUCAUUGAAGCACGAGUUUCUGUCAUCAGAUACAUUGAAUACUGUAAGGGAGUGGUUGGAUAAAGAAACAGAAAUAAUACCUCCCACAGACUCCCUACCAUCUUUUGCAAGCUCUUCGUAUCCGCAGCCUACAAAUUACGCCUUUCACCGCCCGAUAUUACCGAGAGAGACUUAUACAGAUGAGCAAGAGUUCCAGAAGCUUGUUGACCUUGGAUUGUGCCCUAGAUCUGCAUUGAUCUUGAAGCCUAUUUAUGACGAUAAGUACCUGAGUUCGUAUCCUACCAAUAAGACUUCAGGAGGUAUAUUGAGGGGUGUAGGCGGAACUUUAGCCAGAGUAGGAAGUGCUUUAUAUUCGUUCUUUGAUUAUGGGGUAGAUGACACUCAGGAACAUCAGCAUCAAGACUAUGAUGAACCGGAUGGUUCCAGAAGUCCACGUGAUCCCACCAGUCCUUCCAGACCUUCAGCUACAGCAUCUGGUUCGUCUCGUGUAGAUUUCCCUGUGAGACCACCAUUGUUUUCAAUCGACAAUAACGAAGGGCCUACGUCGUUCUUCAUUGACGAGUCUAAUAAUCCUUCAGUAUACAACAGUAGAGCCUCAACACCCAAACCGUUAGGAUUGUCGCUGAUUAGUAGAGUCCAGACUAUUCAUGAUGAGCAAGAUGAUAAGGACAAGAAAGACGUGGAUACAUAUAAUGGUAACUCAGUGAACCUUCGUGGAAAGGAUGAUGAAGAUAAGAGAGGUUAA